AUAGUUGUGGCAUUUUGCAGUUCUUUUGGGUCAAACCUCCAAACAAGUAGCUACAUAUGGGAAAACAUCUUUGCACUUGGAAUUUCUAUCUUUGGUCUGUUAUUAUUUCUUUAUUUCAUUGGAAACUUGCAGAUAUACUUGGAGUGGAGAACAACAAAAGAACAAAAGUGGAGAAAACGACAAAAAAGCCUUAAAAAGUGGAUGGACAAACACGACUUUGAUAGAACAACAGGGGACAAGAUUAUUGACCACAUGGCUAAGAGCUAUGAUGCAGACGAUGACGUUCAUGUAGAGACCCUUAUCCCUGGUCUUCCUCGUGAACUUCGAAGCGCUGUCAACUGCCAUAUCUGCUUAAAUCUGCUCAAGAGUCUGAAAAUCAUAAAAGACAGUGGGUUGGCCAAGCAUGAGUCACUGUUGCUUAAAAUCUGCGACUCUCUUCAACCAAUGUUCUAUAACAAGUACUGCUACAUUGUUAGGGAGGGAGACCCAAUUGAUGCGGUAUUCUUUAUUACAGCUGGCACUGUAUGGACUUAUACAAGCAAUAAUGGUGAAGGAUCUGAGUCUCAACAUACUGAGCAUCUAAAAGAUCAGUACUUUGGAGGAGAACUUCUUGAAUUGGUUUUGACAUCUACCUCCGGUGACAUAUCCAACUUAUCAAAAGUCCAAGUUUUUUCAAAAACCCUGAAAACAUACACAAAAGUGGAAGCCUUUGCUCUAAUGGCCCAUGACUUGAAACGAAUUUGGCAAUCUAACCGUAUCAAUCCAAGUGCUCUAACUUGUCCCAAUUAAGUUCAGAGUUCUAGGCAGCUUCACUUGUACAACAAAUCCGGCACCGCAAUCACCCGAAGAUGUAUGAUAGUGAUAGCGUUGGUGGUAGUUUGAUCAAGAAAACUCCAGAAUCCAGCAAAGCCUGACAGUACUAUUGUUGCAAAGCAAUAGUUUGUUUUGAUGUAUUUGAAGUAUUUAGUUUUUAUAGUCAUAAGGUUGCUACUUGUUUGGAUUCUGAAAAUGAUAAUGGUAGAAUUAUAAAAAGAGUAAUGUGUGAAACAAUAAAUUGUUUAGGGUAACAUUUUUCAAUUCAAAUAAGGA
Messenger RNA from Quercus lobata, 1089 nucleotides. RefSeq names its product cyclic nucleotide-gated ion channel 1-like. The transcript has 4 exons. Lineage: Eukaryota; Viridiplantae; Streptophyta; Magnoliopsida; Fagales; Fagaceae. The coding region runs from base 202 to 789 and encodes 195 amino acids. The record is from RefSeq and is a predicted model, not a curated record.